CAAUAUUGAUCUCUAAUGACUGAAAUAUUUACAGGUUAUGGAAACAUCAUGCGUGUUGAAACUUCUGGAGCUUCAUGGGCAACAGCUCAGCAGGACGGGCCAAGCGAGUCAGGUGUGAGAGCAUCACACAAGAUGGCACAGACCGAUUCUGACAGAAUGGAGAAAUACAGAUCAAAAAUCAAUGCAGUGGGAAGAAAGAAAGGUGUUGACCCAGCUCUCAUUGCUGCCAUCAUCUCCAGAGAGUCCAGGGCUGGAAAUGCGCUUCACAACGGCUGGGGAGAUCAUGGCAACGCCUGGGGACUGAUGCAGGUUGACGUCAAUCCAAAUGGAGGUGGACACACCGCUCGAGGUGCCUGGGACAGUGAGGAACAUCUCUCCCAAGCCACCGGCAUCCUGACUGAUUUUAUUGGUCUGAUCCAAAAAAAGUUUCCCAGCUGGACCAGUGAGCAGCAGCUGAAAGGGGGGAUAGCAGCCUACAACAUGGGGGAUAGAAACGUCCACUCCUAUGAGAACGUGGAUGGGGCCACAACAGGAGGAGACUACUCCAAUGAUGUUGUUGCCAGAGCUCAGUGGUACAAAACUUAUGGUGGCUUUUAACAGCUGAAACUGCCAGACAUGUCUGAGAAGUCAUGAAAGAAAUGUCUAUAUAAUGUGUCGACCUGAAUAAACAUAAUGCAACUCAAA
This is a messenger RNA of Acanthochromis polyacanthus (spiny chromis), 684 nucleotides long. RefSeq names its product lysozyme g-like. The record is from RefSeq and is a predicted model, not a curated record. Lineage: Eukaryota; Metazoa; Chordata; Actinopteri; Pomacentridae. Gene Ontology annotation, molecular function: lysozyme activity. The transcript is spliced from 4 exons. Bases 16 to 597 code for a protein of 193 amino acids. Gene Ontology annotation, biological process: peptidoglycan catabolic process.